Molecule: messenger RNA, 2510 nt
Organism: Thermothielavioides terrestris NRRL 8126
Lineage: Eukaryota; Fungi; Ascomycota; Sordariomycetes; Sordariales; Chaetomiaceae
Exons: 3
Coding region: 765-1931 (388 amino acids)
Source: RefSeq, a predicted model, not a curated record
CGCAUCGUGACUACCGGCGCCGUCCGAGCGCUUGCUAUCGAAGUUGUUCGCGGCGCGGGCCUGGCAGUAGGCCUCGGAGAAACGCCUUUCUUGAGUCAGAAGACAAGGCCGCUGCUUCUCGUCUCGCGAUCUGGGAUCUCCCUAGUCAGUCCUUGCUGCCAUUGAGCGAACUCGUCCAUCCCGGUCUCUGCACACAACCCUAACGUUUAUCCGUCACUCGCGCGUCAAGUCCCUCUCUCUAGCUUACUCGAGAGUUUCGCCAUCCCCACUUUUGAGCCUCGAGACCAGCGCUCAGGGUCAUUGCGACGGCACGCAAUCGUCAGCAUUGCACCGGCCUUCAGCUGCGAGAAGAAGCACGCACGUGGUCUCGCCAUUUUGGAAAGAUCAACUUUCUCUCGCUCUCGGCAACCUCCUGCGCCGGUGUGCUCUUCGGGACUCCUAUCACAGAAAAUCUGCGCCGCGCUUUCUCCUCUCCUCGCCGCUGGCUACGUUUUUGCCAUCAAGGAUUGUGAGCUGUUUCUCUGGCGGUCGACAUCGAGUGGGGAAUAGACCGACGCUUCCUCUUCCUCGGCGCGCCGCAUUCUUUACGUUCGCCUUUUGCCGACAUCGAGAAGCUCUUGGGACGACGACUCCGGGGCCUGAUCGCCGAGAAAGCCGGCUUCUGCAUCGGCGGACUCGUUCCUGCUCCAGUCGCAGCGGCCUCCCGAGUGGGCUUGGGAGGGGCUUUUCCGGUUGUUGGGCGGUUGCUCAGACCUGAUAGGGGCAUGGACGACAACAGGGGCCAAAGGAGGCAGAAUGAACCGCCCGUCUAUUCCGCUUCCAGUUCGCGACACCAUCAAGCGCUGCAUGACCAUUCGCAGCAACGGCGGCCCUUUGGGGCCGCGCAAGGGGAGAGAUUCAGGCCCGCGCCACUCGGUGCGUCACCGUCCGGGGCAGCACGGGGAAUGGGCGGCUCGACUGGCUACGGCGGGUAUUACCAGGACACGUCAGCAACCGGAUUUCCAACAACGGCGAUGCCGCAGGGUGCCAUGGGCUAUCACCAUUCCACCGCGGACUACGGACAGCCGGAUUCGCGGCAGACACAGAGCUUUGGGGGCACAUACACCCCGACAAUGAUGUACAACGUGCAGCAAACGGGAGGUCCGCAGGGCGCCGCCGUGUACGAUGCCAGCCAGCAGUUUCCAUCACGGCAGGCUGCAGGACUCCCGAUGAUGGCAACGGAUGUCACGGCCCCUUACUUUUCAAGCGAGCCAGCCAAUACGCCGGCCCCGUCGACCCUGCAGGCCCAGACGGCGUCUUCCAGCGCCACCCCGGUAUAUCAGCAGCCCGGCUUGCAUGGCUAUUCCACCGGUGGCAUGGCUGCCAUUGGAGGGAUGGCGGCGCAAUCCACCCCAGCAGCCGAAGUGAGGAUGGAGGAAGAGUAUCCCGCGGCCGAAGGCCUGGACGAAGCGUACGCAGCUUAUCAAUCGGCACUCAAGGAGAUCUUUCAGAACAUCCGAAACGGCGUGCUUGCGGAGGCCAGCGAGUCCCUCCUCAAUGUGUCAAACUGGCUAUUGUCGCACGUUGUGGACUUGGGCCUUACUUCUGACGACCAAAAUCUGCAUGGAGAGCGAAUCAAGAUGUGGAAUGACUUCAACCAUGCCUGGUUGGCGAUUUGCCAACGCCAGAAAGAAAUGAUGGAGUCCGGACAGCAGCUGCAGCGCUCCCAGAGCCUCAUCCCUCGGGAAGGGCUGGAGAAGAUGGGCAAGGAGUUGGUCAAGCUCUGCGACGGCAUUGAGCGCCACGGUCUCGUCGAUUACCAAUAUGGCGUGUGGGAAGAACAGAUCGUCGACAUUCUCGAACAGUGCUUGGAUCUCUAUGAGCCUCCGAGCGCAUCCCCCGCCGGCGGCGGCGGUGGUGGUGAAGGAUCGUCGAACAACCGCCGCCGCUGAAGGAACCGAGAUUCCCUGGGGCUUCUGCUGCUAGCUGACCCCAAAAUGCCUUCAUCUGUUCCUACCUUCAUCAAGACGCUAUGUGCCACCAGACUGUCUCCCUCGCUGACAUGCCUGACUUACGUUUUUAUUGAUUUUGUUUCUUCUUGCCAUCUUCGACCGUUUGACGAUUUCAAAGUACUACGGGCACCGGCAGGGAGUUGCUGGAUCGUCUGAGUGUCUACUAUGCGGAGUCGGCCGGAAGUUGUAAGAACAGACGGGUGGUUUACAGGCGCGGUGCAUUCCUCCCAUUCACUUGGCUGCUUUGCUUGCGGGGUGGUUUUCUGAUUUCUGUUGUUUUCCUACUUUGGGCUGGAGCUUAUCACAGAGAAGGGGGAUUAGAAGCUUGCCUUGCGGCACCCCGAUGAAGGGAGUAAGGGGGAGGUCAAACCCCCCUGCUGGUUUUGGAGUUCUGGAGGUUCUUGCUUUUGUUCCAAUAGGAACGGGGAAGGGGAAAGCGAGACACGCAGCUGGACGUCCCGCUUAAUGGCAGGCACACACACAUACAACACGCACACUCCCGCGAGGGAGAUUCAUGGG